Molecule: messenger RNA, 2884 nt
Organism: Chiloscyllium plagiosum (whitespotted bambooshark)
Lineage: Eukaryota; Metazoa; Chordata; Chondrichthyes; Orectolobiformes; Hemiscylliidae
Gene: tfip11
Product: tuftelin interacting protein 11
Biological process (GO): spliceosomal complex disassembly
Cellular component (GO): U2-type post-mRNA release spliceosomal complex
Molecular function (GO): nucleic acid binding
Source: RefSeq, a predicted model, not a curated record
GACGUGUUCAACCGUUAGGCAUCGGAUCGGGGCGCGCGGCGGCGAGGCUUGAGUGAGGCGAAGGCGGUGAAAAUGUCAAUGUCACAUCUUUACGGGAAAGGCCAGGAUGACGACGAGGUGGAGAUGGAGCGGUUUGAAAUUUCAGAUUGGGACUUGGAAAAUGAGUUCAACCCAGACCGUGUACGCCAUCGGCAGACAAAAGAGGAUGCCAUCUACGGCAUGUGGGCUGAGAAUGAUUCUGAUGAUGAAAGGCCAAGCUUUGGGGGAAAACGUUCCAAAGAUUACAGUGCUCCAGUGAAUUUCAUCAGUGCUGGGAUCCGGCGACCUGCAGCUGAGGAAAAUGCAGAAGAUAAGGAUUCUGAUGAUUCUGAAGAAGAGAAAGUUAAACGAGAAGAUUUUCCAAAGGAAUUCGCCCCAAAGAAAUUGAAAACUGGUGGCUUUUUCAAAUCUAGUUCAAAAGGAUUCACAGGAGGACAUCGAACAAACCAGGAAAUUGGCACCUGGGAAAAACAUACCAAAGGGAUUGGACAGAAAUUACUGCAGAAGAUGGGUUACGUACCUGGCAGAGGUCUUGGGAAAAAUGCACAAGGAAUUGUGGCACCAAUUGAAGCAAAAAUGAGAAAGGGGAAAGGAGCAAUUGGUGCUUAUGGGUCUGAACGAACAGAGCAGUCACUGAAGGAUUUUCCUAUUGUCGAUUCCGAUGAAGAAGCAGAAGAGGAGUUUCAGAAGGAGAUGAGCCAGUGGCGGAAGGAUCCUGCAGGUGGGAAGAAAAAACCCAAAUAUACCUUCAAGACUGUUGAAGAGCUUAAAGCAAAAGGAGCAUCUGCUUUGGGCAAGAAAAUGGCUACACCACAGACGGAGCUCUCACAAGUAAAGGUUAUAGACAUGACAGGAAAGGAGCAGAAAGUCUAUUACAGUUACAGCCAGAUGAACCAGAAGCAUGAUAUUCCUGAUGACACACAGUCUCCAGUUAAAGAUGCAAAGUCAGAAGGCUUUUCUCUCCCUGAGCUGGAACACAAUCUGCAACUGCUCAUUGAAAUGACCGAGCAGGAGAUCAUCCAGAAUGACCGUCAGCUGCAGUAUGAGAGGGACAUGGUUGUUAACCUCUCCCAUGAGAAUGAGAAGCUGUCUGAAAUCCUUGCCCAUGAGGAUAAGAUCAUAGACAAGCUCAGCAGCAUCUUGCAGAUUGUGGAGGACUGCGAGAAGAGACUGCAGCCCAACUGUGAAAAUCCACUGACCCUGGAGGAGUGUGCAAAAAUUUUUGAAAUGCUCCAGGAGAAAUAUUUUGAGGAAUACAAGAUGUUUGACUUAGCAGAACUCUCCAUUGCCAUAGUAUUUCCACUGCUGAAAGAAUUCUUUAAGACAUGGAAUCCUUUGCAGGAUAACACGUAUGGUUUAGAUGUCAUGUCUAAAUGGAGGAAACUUCUAGAACGAGAUCAGCUGCAGCAUGGAGGAUGUGACAUGUUGUCGUUGGACCCUUACCACAGGUUGAUGUGGGAGGUAUGGAUGCCAUGUGUCCGUAAUGUUGUAUCCCAGUGGCUGCCCCGGAAUUGUGCUCCAAUGGUGGAUUUCUUGGAGAACUGGAUGCCUGCAGUACCUCUCUGGAUAUUGGACAAUAUUCUUGAACAGCUGAUUUUUCCCAAGUUGCAGCGUGAGGUUGAGAACUGGAAUCCACUGACGGACACAGUCCCAAUCCAUGCCUGGAUUCACCCCUGGCUUCCAUUGAUGCAGAUGCGCCUGGAGCCUCUGUAUUCGCCAAUCCGCAACAAGCUUUCCAAUGCAUUGCAGAAAUGGCAUCCCAGUGACUCGUCUGCAAAACUGAUCCUAUUGCCAUGGAAAAAUGUGUUCACACCAGGAUCCUGGGACGCCUUCAUGCAGAAAAAUAUUGUUCCAAAGUUAGGGAUGUGUUUGACGGAGUUUGUGAUUAAUCCUCACCAACAACACAUGGACACGUUCCAUUGGGUGAUGGACUGGGAGGACAUGAUCUCAGCUUCCAGCCUCAUAGGAUUGCUUGAGAAAAACUUUUUCCCAAAGUGGUUACAGGUGCUGUGUUCUUGGCUGAGUAAUAGUCCCAAUUAUGAAGAGGUCACUAAAUGGUAUUUGGGAUGGAAGUCCAUGUUUUCUGACCAGGUAUUGGCCCACCCCACAAUCAAGGAGAAGUUCAAUGAAGCUCUGGACAUUAUGAACCGGGCUGUCACCUCCACAGUUGGUGGUUACAUGCAGCCAGGAGCUCGGGAGAACAUUGCCUAUCUUACCCACACAGAGCGCCGGAGAGACUUUCAGUACGAGGCAAUGCAGGAGCGCCGUGAGGCGGAGAAUCUGGCACACCGUGGCAUUGGGGUCAGCUCUGCCUCCAUACCAAUGAACUUCAAAGACUUGAUCCAGGCAAAGGCUGAAGAGCACAAUAUUGUCUUCAUGCCCUUGAUGGGGAAACGUCAUGAGGGCAAACAGCUCUACACCUUUGGUCGGAUAGUUAUUUACAUUGACAGAGGGGUUGUAUUUGUGCAGGGGGAGAAAACCUGGGUGCCAACAUCACUUCAGAGCCUCAUUGACAUGGCUAAAUAAUAGACAAACAGGAGCUGCAGCAAUCUGUUGUACUGUUUCAUUCCAGCGUCCAAAGUUAUACAAGAGGACUCCUGCAGUUUAUCUAAGCAUAAGGUUGGUGAUGACUGGGAAGAGACUUUUGCAGUGUGAAGAGAUCUUCAACAUUCUUGGUUUAUCUGGUUCGUAGUGUUCAAAUGAAAUCUUUACUCAAUGACUGAUUCUAACAUUUGAUUCUUUGGGAGUUUCACCAUGUUACCUGUGUAUUUUUUUUAAACAUGUAACACUUCCUGUUUAUUCUAUUGCAUUUUAUUUAUUAGCAAUAAACCUAGAAUUCUGGUUU